AUGACUGCAGGAGAUAGCGAUCCGCAUGAAGCCCGUUUCUUCACCAUGGCCUGUGAAAGCCAAGCAGACGGAGCUGAGAAACAAAGUCCCAUCUCCUACUGUGGGACCCAUGCAGAUGACAGCUCCCUUCACUGGGUGAAAGAGUUUCACAAUGGCCAGGUGCUUAUGGUUCUCACUGCUAGCAAUACCUGCUCUUCCACCUUCUUUGAUAUGGAGCUUUGUGCAGAGAAACUGAAGACCUUUGGAAUUCAGAUGACAAUGGAUCAGUGGAGGAAUUUAAUUCAAAAUGCCAUUCUGGAACCUGAAGUAAGAAGAUACAUGUUCUACAACUCCAGAGCUUUUGGGAUAGCCAUUGCUGUGAUUUUCUACAUCUCAAUCUGGGCAAAUAUUUACUCCACCAUGCAGCUGUAUUCCUUUGGGUGCCACUGGGAAGUCAGCAUUCUGGUGACGUUGGCUGCCAUAGCACUCACUAUAGUUGUUAUAUUGAUUAUUGACCAACAUCAAAGGAAGAUACACGUGAAUACUGAUGUGAGGCUGGCAGCUGCCAAUGAAGUCUUCAUGAAGCACAACUUACUUCUGGGGGUUGCAGAUGCCAUGGACAGACACCAGAACAUUCUACAGCUUUGCUUUGUCCAUUUCAACCUGGAGCAGUGUCGUCACUCCUUAGCAGGCUAUAUUACAGAACGGAAGAGAAACCACCAGUCAGCCCUGAGGCACAAUCUGGACCAGUUCUGUGUCACUAUGGAAACAGUGAUCCAGUCGGGUCAGGGAAGAGGAGAGGAGAGUUCGUCUGAAGAGUCGCCUCUUCUACCCAGUGACAAGAAAAGGACUCUGGCAUGCAGUGAACUGCUCCAUCUCAUUCCAGAGGGAGCUCCAGAGGUGAUGGCCCAGCAGCUGUUGGUGAUCUUCAGUGGCUAUUACAUUAGACUCUUGAUUAGUGGUCAGCUCCCUCAGGUCAUCAUGUUACGGCAUGUAGAACACAUGAAUAUUCCCUGCCUUUGCCAAUUCAUAGAGACGAAUGUGCUUGACACAGGACACUGUUGGUUCAAGGCCAGGUGA
Emys orbicularis (European pond turtle) is the source of this 1059-nucleotide messenger RNA. RefSeq names its product transmembrane protein 268 (gene TMEM268). NCBI's taxonomy places the organism in Eukaryota, Metazoa, Chordata, Testudines, Emydidae. The transcript is spliced from 8 exons. Bases 1 to 1059 code for a protein of 352 amino acids. The record is from RefSeq and is a predicted model, not a curated record.